This is a messenger RNA of Zea mays, 2978 nucleotides long. RefSeq lists its product as uncharacterized. The coding region runs from base 92 to 2530 and encodes 812 amino acids. The transcript is spliced from 13 exons. NCBI's taxonomy places the organism in Eukaryota, Viridiplantae, Streptophyta, Magnoliopsida, Poales, Poaceae. The record is from RefSeq and is a predicted model, not a curated record. Gene Ontology annotation, biological process: lipid metabolic process.
GGCCACAGUGCCGGCCUCGUGCGCCCCCGCCUCGUCGCCUCCGCUAGCCACCUGCCCGCUUCCGCCCUCUCUGCCUCGCAGCAGCAGCGGCAUGGCCGCCGGCGUGCUGUCUACCGUCCGGUGGUCCACCGCUUGCGCGGUGCUGCUCAACGCCAUCGCCGCCUCCACGGGCGCCGCCGUCGCGGCCGUCGCGUUCGGCCGCUGCGGCGGGGGCGCCAUAGGCCCGGCCGCCGCCGCCGCGUCCGCCGCGUUGGCAGCUAGGCUCCUUGCUUCCGCGGUGGCGGGAUUCGCGCAGGGCGCUGCCGCCUCCGCUAUCGCCGCCGGUGCUAUCGGGGCCCACGUCGACAGCGAGCGCGACCUUCGCCAACUCUCUCGGCUACGAUACAAGAGAUGGCUUUGGUGGACAAGAUUUGGAAUGAUCAUUACAGUGCUACAAUUUGUGUUGGCAAUUUAUUUGAUGUGUAUCAUCUUAAGGGAUGUCUUGGCUGGAGGGUCUCCAACACAGUGCUUUUCAGGUCAAAAUCAAAAGAGUGAUGGGAGGCGCAUCUUGUUAAUAGCUUUUCUUGUCACUAUGUGGGUGUCAACUAUAGUUCAGUGUGCUACUGGUUCUGAUGUACUAAGGUGGAGAUCAUUUUAUGCAUCCCAUGAUUUUGCGUGGAGGGCUCACUACCGGGAGGUGUUUGAUCAUGGAAUCCGUGAGGUCUUAUGCUGCCUAGGGCGUGUUAAAUAUUCGAGUGUGUUGGAAGAUGAUGAUAUAUGUAUUGUGGCAAAGUUAUUGGGUGAUCUUAUGGCUUAUCGCGCAUCUGGAACUGGCCAUCUUGAACUCGUAGCAGGACUUUCACUACUGCAGAAAUCCAAGUCAUCCACAAUUAUUUCAAAAGAACUAGUGGAGGCUCCUCAAAAUCUCAUCCAAGAGGCUCUUCUCUUUCAUCCAUUUGCUGAAGCUGCCUAUACAGGCCCACUGCUUGAUUUUGGAAGGAAUCCUCUUAUGUUUCCCUGUGUGUGGCUCAAUAGGCAAGGUGUUUUGACCCCAUGGACUCGUGCUAGACGACCAGUUCUUGAAGGCGAUAACUGGUGGAGAGGGCAUGCAGCUGCUUUCCUAAAAUAUGCCAAUGUGGCCCCAGAAGUCCUUCGAAAAGGUCGUGUUAACCAGACAAAACGCGAGACCGCCUAUUUUGUUGUUGUCUUACACUAUUUGAGUACAGUAGUCAUUGCUGUCCGUGGAACUGAGACACCAGAAGAUGUUAUAACAGAUGGCUUGUGUAAGGAAUGUUCCCUUAAUAUAGAUGAUCUGGAUGGGUUGAUCAAUUCUGAUCAUCUGUCUCCUCAAGUGAAGAAUGCUGUUCUCUCAUCUCCACACUAUGGACAUGCAGGAAUUGUUGAAUCAGCUCGAGAGCUGUACACAGAACUUGAGGGUCAUCCCAUACAUGAAGAUAAGUCAGGUACAAUGAAAACUGGAUUCUUAUCUUCUCUUCUUGGGGAUGGUUGUGAGUGCCAUGGAUACAAUAUUCAAAUUGUUGGACAUUCUUUAGGAGGUUCUGUAGCUGCACUUCUUGGUAUUAAGCUAUACGGACGCUUCCCAAAAUUACAUGUGUAUGCGUAUGGAGCUGCACCAUGUGUGGAUUAUGUGGUAGCAGAUGCCUGCUCACUAUUUGUUACCAGUAUAGUCCAUAAUGAUGAAUUCUCUGCACGGUUAUCCAUGAAUUCAGUAAUUAGAUUGCGUAGCUCAGCUGUGAAAGCUCUUUCAAAGGGUACUUCCCCCAAUUCAGCUAAAGUUGGUAAACUAGUUGGUGGAAUCAUGAGUGCCCAAACAGAUGAUAAAGACGCACUAGAUCAUUGUGCUUCCGCUGAUGCUCUGCAGACGGUUAGUGAGGCUGAGCUAAGUAAUGAUCAAGCGCAUGGAAGGAAUCCAGUGCAUACAAUUAAAGGUGGUUUAUUUCUCUUUGGGCAAGCAAUAUCUUGCUUGAUAAAUACUCCAAAGCAUCGAGUUAACUCCACAGCAGCAAUUAACUAUGAGUUGGGCAGAUCUAGAAUUACUACUGUUAGUGACGGAAGGAAAUCCGUGGUUGCUUCCUGUGGUUUUAUGGAUGUUUCGCACCGUGGAGAAGGUAAUCCGCACAUAAACAGUCACUUUCUAGAAGAUGGUUUGUUUGAAUGUGGUGGGGGACACAUAUCACCUCAUUCAAAUGAUGGUCCUGGACUCACGUCUGCUUCUGAUGGUUGCAUCAUUACGAUAAGCUCAUCUGAAGGGCAGUCACCAGAGGUUUAUCUUCCUGGUCUUGUUGUUCAUGUUGUUCCAGUAAAGAAAGGUGCUUCUCCAUUGCAGAAUACAAUUGUAACACGCCAAAAGAACAAGAGUUACAAAGCGCUAAUUGCUCGUCGAAGAGAUUUUAUGGACCUUGUUGUGACACAUCACAUGUUCCUUGAUCAUCUCCCUUGGAGGUGCCACUAUGCCAUGCAAAAGGUCAUAGAAACACGAAAACGGGAUCAGCUCGCCAGUGAUCUGUCCACCGCAGAGGAAGCUGUAUAAUUCUAUUAGUGCAUUUCUUCUUUGUUGUACAUACGUUAAGAAAUUGAGAUCACAUGGAUUAUGGGUCAAUGCGGGUUGAUGGUUACAUAUAACAUUAUUGUCUGUAUCAGUAGAGCUUUAGGAGAGUUUAGGACGAUCGAAACAGGACGUUUGCCCAUCUGAUGAGGAUUAUCUGAAUCUCAGCAUUGUUGUACGCAGCCUUUGACAUAGGCUGGCUCUCUGUGAGAUCAACCCAGAUGCCGUUGUUGUUUAUGGAACCAGUGUGGUAGAUGGCAGAGCCUAUGGUAAAUUGGUAAUCUCCAAGUAGUGUUGUAAGUUGGUACCUAUCCGCAGCCACGCAUGUGCCUGUUGAUGAAGUUUCCUUGACACUCUGCUGGUCCGAAGUCUGAAAGAAUUCCAGCCUUUUUCUUCCAAUGAAAGUCAUGCUAGCAGUAUGCAUUUGAAUUCA